Molecule: messenger RNA, 318 nt
Organism: Juglans microcarpa x Juglans regia
Lineage: Eukaryota; Viridiplantae; Streptophyta; Magnoliopsida; Fagales; Juglandaceae
Product: E3 ubiquitin-protein ligase RNF181-like
Exons: 1
Coding region: 1-318 (105 amino acids)
Source: RefSeq, a predicted model, not a curated record
AUGGCUGCUGUAUCUUCAGAAUCUUCUACCAUGACAAACUAUCCGAUAGAUCUACUCUUCGACCUCGACGAAGUUCUCACUCUGCCGGAGGAUUAUUCAGGCAGUCAGAUUGCAGAACCGACAUCCUUGGUGAUCAUGAACAUGCCAACGGUUACUACAACUGAGGUUUGCUCAGUCUGCAUCGAAAGCUUCCGGUCCGGUGAGGGUGGUAAACAAGUCCCCUGCGGCCAUGUAUACCAUGAAACAUGCAUCGCCUCGUGGCUCGCCCGCCAUAACUCUUGCCCUCUCUGCCGCUGCGAAAUCUCCGGCAACGUAUGA